GCAGUCAUAUGACGUUGUGGUGGUUUUGUCAGGUCCACGGGCGGCGGUGGAGCCUGAAGGAAAGUUUUAUUUUGUCCCAACCCGACGAUAACAGAUGUUUGGUUUCCUUUUUUAUUAAUAUUUCGUUCGACGUGAAUGAGGCUCCGCGAUGAUGGCGGACUGUUUCUUGCAGCUUUGUUUGCUAGCCGUGUUUCAGCUCGGUUUGCGGGCUCAGUUCGCUCCCGAUGAGGUGACCCAGCUGCCUGGUAUGAUGUUCAAACCCAACUAUCGACAGUGGUCAGGGUACCUCCAGGCUCGGCCCGGAAAGUUUCUCCAUUACUGGUUUGUCACUUCUCAGAGGAACCCAGCGAAAGACCCUCUGGUGCUCUGGCUGAAUGGAGGACCCGGCUGCAGCUCCCUGGAUGGAUUUCUGUCAGAGAACGGACCGUUUCAUGUAAAUGAUAACGGAGCCACACUGUAUGAGAAUCCAUUCAGUUGGAACAAGAUUGCCAACGUGCUGUAUCUUGAAUCUCCCGCAGGAGUGGGAUAUUCCUACUCUGAUGACCAAAAAUACGCCACUGAUGACGACCAGGUCGCUGAUGAUAAUCACAAAGCCCUGCAGAGUUUCUUUGCCAAAUUCCCAAACUUUACUCAGAAUGAGUUCUUCAUCUUUGGGGAGAGCUACGGUGGAAUUUAUGCUCCAACGCUCAGCUUACGCGUUGCCACAGGAAGUCCCAAAAUGAAUUUUAAGGGCUUUGCAGUGGGGAAUGGACUCAGCAGCUUUGCUCUCAAUGACCAGUCUUUGAUCUACUUUGGUUAUUACCACGGCCUCUUUGGAGAAGAUUUGUGGCGCGAUUUGAACAAAAAUUGCUGCAACAAUGGAAGCUGUAACUUCCAUGACCCCACUACCCAGGACUGCAAGACGAUGGUAAACGUGGCCUUUAGUAUUGUAUAUGAUAGUGGACUUAAUGAGUAUGCCCUCUACUUGGAUUGUGAAGGUCAAAGAGGCUAUCAGAGGACCAUGAGUCAUCUGUUUAGGAACUACAGGAAGCACCCAUACACUCCUAAGUUUUCAGGUACAGCGACGCCUUCUCUGCGUGAAGUCCCUCCCUGCAUCAACAGCACAGCUCAGACGAACUGGCUGAACAGAGGCGAUGUGAGAAAAGCUUUACACAUUCCAGAUACUUUACCGCCUUGGGACAUCUGCAGUGAUGUCGUUGGAGGCCAGUAUAAGGUCCUCUACAUGACUAUGAAGGACGUGUAUCUGAAGCUGCUGUCUCUGGGCCUUCAGGCACUAGUCUACAACGGAGACACCGACAUGGCCUGCAACUUCCUGGGAGACCAGUGGUUUGUGGAAGAUCUCGGCAUGAAGCCAACCACCAAAUACCAAAGCUGGAUUCACGAUGACCAGAUUGCAGGUUUCUAUCAGCAGUUCGGAAACAUCACUUUUCUGACAGUCAAGGGUGCAGGUCACAUGGUCCCUCAGUGGGCCCCAGGUCCGGCCCUCCACAUGUUCCAGUCUUUCAUUACAGACAGCACCUACUGAGCCGUGAUGGACGCUGUAUUCUGUAAUACACAUCCCUUGUUAAGCAUGGCAUUUUCUCAGGGUUAAAUUAGCCAAGAAGACAAAAGCACUGUUGUGGCACAUAUUUGUAGCAUUGAUUAUUCAGUUCACUGUUGAAUUCUUGGGAUGUGGUGGUGGUUUUUCUUCAUCGGGUGAACAGCCCCUUUUAAAUUUCCUUCAUCCAGGCUGGAGCUGAAAAGGGGAGACUAUACGACUCAUAACUAAAGACACAGUUUGCAGAACUUUAAAGGGAAAUAAGCUUAAAUAAAAAAAUAUUAAUGAAUACCCAGUUAUAAAUCACUCUUGCCUUCAAUGUCGCUGUGAGCCAGUGAAACACUUUUAAACAUGUUCGGGAAGGAUGAAAAAAAAAAGGGGCUACGCAUCCUACAGCAUUUAUUAAAUACCGAUAUAAAAAAAGUGUAUGGUCAUCCACGGUUUGAUAAUUUAAGGUUGCACUUUUUAUUAUCAUGUGAAGCGUGUAUUAUUGCCUGUGCCACUACUUCAUGCUUUUGUGGUACAAUUUUUUUCUUUUUGUCUCCCUGAAGAUGCUCAAACUGUCCAGAUCAAAACACAAGUUGUAAUUGUCUUUUUAUUAAAUGAUUUCUUGAAUGCA
Molecule: messenger RNA, 2156 nt
Organism: Mugil cephalus (flathead mullet)
Lineage: Eukaryota; Metazoa; Chordata; Actinopteri; Mugiliformes; Mugilidae
Product: cathepsin A-like
Exons: 11
Coding region: 149-1525 (458 amino acids)
Biological process (GO): proteolysis
Molecular function (GO): serine-type carboxypeptidase activity
Source: RefSeq, a predicted model, not a curated record